Molecule: messenger RNA, 1972 nt
Organism: Canis lupus familiaris (dog)
Lineage: Eukaryota; Metazoa; Chordata; Mammalia; Carnivora; Canidae
Gene: CLEC11A
Product: C-type lectin domain containing 11A
Exons: 4
Coding region: 435-1736 (433 amino acids)
Source: RefSeq, a predicted model, not a curated record
GGGCCUGGCCUGCAGGAGGCUUCCAGGAAAGUACAGCAAAUGAAUCCCAGAGCCCUGCCUUCUAGAGUUGCAUAUACAGCGACAUGCAUGCUCUUUAUACGUGUCCCCACAGACAGGGACACAUACUCAUUUUCAUCCUGGGGCAAUGACUUGAGGCCAGGAAGGGAGCUCUGGGGGCAGGAGGUGCCCUAGAGCCUGCAAACCGUGGGAAAGCCUCCUCCAGGAGGGGGCGUGGGCGAUGGUGGCCGCAGGGUAAUAAAAACCUUUGGAGACCCUCUAGUCUCCCUGCUCCUGAGGAGUGGCCAGGAGGAGGAGUAGGGAGCAGAGCCAAGCUCCAAGAAUCCCUCUGAGGUUGUGUCCUGGGCAGAGGUUGUGUCCCCAGGAUCCCUUGGAGAGCCAGCUCCAUCCUCUCCGGGCCAUCUGAGCUUUUGGCCAUGGUGGAAGGAAAGAGGAGGGCGGAAGUGAGCUCUGGAAAGUGGGAAGAGGGGGGGUAUGUGGGAAGACCCAAGGCGGGAUCCAGGCUUUGGAACGUUGGAGGUUUCCGGCCACAGAGGCAGGGCCUCAGGGGAGCCAAGAGAGGCGGGGAGAGACACACACACACACACACAGAAGAGCAGGGACCAACAGACAAGCAGACGGUGGACACAGACAAGAGCUGGGAGGGAAGGGACCAGGGGCUAGUGAUUUGUGUGCACUCCAGUUCCCAGAGACAUCCCCUUCCCAGAGAUCCCUCUGCAGCCUUGAGUGCUGCGGAGCCCAGUCUGAUGCAGGCAGCCUGGCUGCUUGGGGCCCUGGUGGUCCCUCAGCUCCUGGGCUUCAGCCAUGGGGCUAGAGGAGCAGACCGAGAAUGGGAGGGGGUCUGGGGAGGCGCCCAAGAGGAGGAGCGUGAGAGGGAAGCCCUGAUGCUGAAGCAUUUGCAGGAGGCCCUGGGGCUGCCAGCUGGGAGGGGGGAUGAAAAUCCUGAGGGAAUCCCUGAAGACAAGGAGACCUGGGGAACCGAGGAGGACGGUCAGGGGGAGGAAGAGGAGGAAGCAACGGCAACCCCGUACACUGGCCCCAGUCCCUCUCCCACCCCUGAGGACACCGUCACUUAUAUCCUGGGCCGCCUGGCCGGCCUGGACGCAGGCCUGCACCAGCUGCACGUCCGUCUGCACGCGUUAGACACCCGCAUGGUCGAGCUGACUCGGGGGCUGCGGCAGCUGCGGGAGGCGGCAGGCGACACCCGCGACGCCGUGGAAGCCCUGCAGGAGGCGCAGAGCCGCGCGGAGCGCGAGCACGGCCGCUUAGAGGGCUGCCUGAAGGGGCUGCGCCUUGGCCACAAGUGCUUCCUGCUAUCGCGCGACUUCGAGGCGCAGGCAGCGGCGCAGGCGCGGUGUGUGGCGCGGGGCGGGAGCCUGGCGCAGCCCGCGGACCGCCAGCAGAUGGAGGCGCUCACGCGCUACCUGCGCGCGGCGCUCGCCCCUUAUAACUGGCCAGUGUGGCUGGGCGUGCACGACAGGCGCGCCGAGGGACUCUACCUCUUCGAGAACGGCCAGCGCGUGUCCUUCUUCGCCUGGCACCGCGCGCCCCGUCCGGAGCCCGGCGCCGGGCCCAGCCCCGCGCCGCACCCGCUCAGCCCCAACCAGCCCAACGGCGGCACGCUGGAGAACUGCGUGGCGCAGGCCUCGGACGACGGCUCCUGGUGGGACCACGACUGCGAACGCCGCCUCUACUACGUCUGCGAGUACCCCUUCUAGCGGGGCCGGUCCUCGCGUCUCCAGUCCAGCCCACCACUCGCCCUCUGGCUGGGCUGUUCAUCCUGGAGAAUGCCCUUCCCUCCCUCUCUCCCUGCCCACGGAUGGAAGUGUGUACCCCCCCUUGGCUGGACGAUCCCGGGGGGCUUUCUGCGGAGCCGAGAGCCCUUACACUCCUGUGUCUUUCUUGGCAUCAGGCUAAGUUCCGCGCUAAUAAAGCCUUCUGGAAUCUGACUUGA